Molecule: messenger RNA, 1339 nt
Organism: Daphnia carinata
Lineage: Eukaryota; Metazoa; Arthropoda; Branchiopoda; Diplostraca; Daphniidae
Gene: heix
Product: ubiA prenyltransferase domain-containing protein 1 homolog
Biological process (GO): vitamin K biosynthetic process; menaquinone biosynthetic process
Cellular component (GO): Golgi membrane; endoplasmic reticulum
Molecular function (GO): prenyltransferase activity
Source: RefSeq, a predicted model, not a curated record
GUUACAGCUUGCUUUCCCUGUUUUUUCUUGCUUUCGCCAUUUCUCGUUCAUCCCAACAUAUGCAAUUAAAAUCUAAUUAUUCAAGUUUGUCCCCUGUUUUUUUGUUCUCUAAAGACAUUCAAGGUGAUUGGGCAAUGAUUCAAACAGUGGGGAAGGGUUCUGAUUCCUGCCAACAUGUAAAUGUGAUUCACUUGAAUGCCUUUUGUGAUUCGAUCAACAGUGAAAGUUGAAAGAAAGCAAGACUAUUUAUUUUCAGGUUUUGUGGCUUCAAACUAACAGUUAGUUUCAAGCAGAAGCAGAGGCAAGAUGCAAUGCAAGGAAGAAGAAAGCUCUUCUAAGUCAACUAGUUCUUUGCAGCAGGAUAUCAGCAACUACUUUCCUACUUCCAUCAAACUGUCUUCCUAUGUUGAAGCUCUGAGACCAUGGUCUUUCAGUGCUUCUCUGAUGCCUGUACUCUUGGGCUGUGCUGUUGCCAACAAGGCUACUGGUGAAUUCAGUCCAAUUGUGCUUAUCCUUACUGCUCUGUGUGCGCUUUCAGUUCACGCAGCUGGUAACCUUGUCAACACAUAUUUUGACUUCAUUAAAGGCAUCGACAAUAAACAGAAAAGUGAUGAUCGCACCCUAGUUGACCAGCUUCUUUCGAAAGAUGAAGUGGUUACCCUUGGAGCUGUUCUCUACGGAUUGGGCUGUCUUGGAUUCAUCGCGCUCGUCUUCCUCUCUCCUGCUCGCAUGGAACAUCUAGCAUUGGUCUACUUUGGAGGCCUUUCUAGCUCUUUCCUCUACACCGGCGGAAUCGGUUUCAAAUACAUCGCACUGGGAGACGUCAUGAUACUCAUUAUAUUUGGACCAAUCACAUUGCUGUUCUCCUAUUUGGCGCAAUCGGGCCAGACGGAAUGGGCUACCAUUUGGUAUGCAAUUCCUCUAGCCCUGAACACGGAGGCGAUUUUGCACAGCAAUAAUACAAGAGACAUGAACACGGAUCGACGAGCGGGCAUCGUGACACUGGCAAUCCUUAUCGGCACACCUGCAUCCAUCGUGUUGUUUGCUUGCCUUCUUUUCCUGCCUUACAUGGUCUUCGUGGUGUUCGCACUUCACUACUCCAAGUGGCUAUUGUUGCCUCUUAUCACUUUACCUUCUGCCUUUCGGUUGGAGAAAGAGUUCCGCAGUGAAGAUAUGCGACAUAUACCAAAAAAGACAGCAAAACUCAACUUCUUCUUUGCUCUUCUAUACGUUUUAGCAAUCGGACUAUGCCCAAGCUCCGAAUUACCUUUGUUCUCGCAUUAGAAAUGGAUUCUUGUUGAAUCAUAGAGACAGAGAAUACAACUAAUUCAUUAUGUAA